CUAAAUACACCCGGAUGGUCUUUUCUGGGUUCUCAACUUGCUUGUAUUGUUUGACAUUGGUUUUCCCCUGUGACUCUGGGAAAUGUGGGUGUGGGGCCUGAACAGUGGCUGCGGUUUAUAGGCUGGAUACCUGCUCUGCGGAGUUUGUGUUUGUGUCCCGAUCCUGUGUGCUCAGACUUGACCAUGUUUGGGCAUGGAGGCUCAAGCCACAAGAGACCAAAAGCUGCUUCCCUGGAGAUGGCUGAGAGGCCAAACUUUCUGCUGCAGCUCUGAAGCCUCUUUUAGGGUGGGGGUAGGAGGCUGGGAAGAAAGAAAUCAUCCACUUGCUGAAGACCUCCAGGGCAGCAGGCAACUAAAUGACUGCUACCCUCAGUGGACAUGGGGAAGAAGCUGGUGAUGGCCCAGAAGCGGGGAGAGACUCGAGCCCUUUGUCUGGGAAUGGCCAUGGUGGUGUGUGCUGUCAUCACCUACUAUAUCCUGGGCACAACUGUACUGCCUCUCUACCAGAAAAGUGUGUGGACCCAGGAAUCCACCUGCCACCUGAUUGAGACCAACAUCAGGGACCAGGAGGAGCUGGAGGGCAAGAAGGUGCCCCAGUAUCCAUGCCUGUGGGUCAACGUAUCAGCUGUGGGCAGGUGGGCUGUACUGUACCACACUGAGGACACUCGGGACCAGAACCAGCAGUGCUCCUACAUCCCAGUCAGCCUGGAAAAUUACCAGAUGGCCCGGGCUGAUGUGGAGAAGGUCAGAGCCAAUUUCCUCCAGCAAAAGGUUUUCUACUGCUUCUCCACGACUCGGGAAAAUGAGACGAGCGUUCUGUACCGGCGCCUCUAUGGGCCCCAAGCCCUCCUUUUCUCCCUCUUCUGGCCCACCUUCCUGCUAACCGGAGGCCUCCUCAUUAUUGCCAUGGUAAAGCUCAACCGUUCUCUCUCCAUCCUGGCGGCCCAGAGGUAGACUGAUCUGUAUCAUGCCCUGUGAGCGUGGGUCACAGAGGACUGGGGAACGAGUUUCAAGACCCCCCUCUGAUGCCAAACUCUGCAAAUGCUCAAGUCCCUGAUAGAAAAUAGCAUCAUAUUUAUAUAUAACCUUUGCACAUUCUCACAUAUGCUUUAAAUCAUCUCUAGAUGAUGUAUAAUACCCAGUACAAUUUAAAUGCUAUAUAAAUAGUUGCAAUACUAUAUUAUUUAGGGACUAAUAAGAAGAAAAAUGUCUGUCUAUGUUCAGCACAGAUGCAAUUUUUUCCCCAAAUAUUUUCAAUCUGCUGUUGAUUGUAUCCACUGUUGUGGAACCUACUGACUACAUACACAGAGUAAUAAAAUAAGCAAAUAAACCAGCGCGUAACAAUGUUAA
Molecule: messenger RNA, 1350 nt
Organism: Heterocephalus glaber (naked mole-rat)
Lineage: Eukaryota; Metazoa; Chordata; Mammalia; Rodentia; Bathyergidae
Gene: Kcnmb1
Product: potassium calcium-activated channel subfamily M regulatory beta subunit 1
Biological process (GO): potassium ion transport; detection of calcium ion
Cellular component (GO): voltage-gated potassium channel complex; membrane
Molecular function (GO): potassium channel regulator activity; calcium-activated potassium channel activity
Source: RefSeq, a predicted model, not a curated record